Molecule: messenger RNA, 1542 nt
Organism: Solanum tuberosum (potato)
Lineage: Eukaryota; Viridiplantae; Streptophyta; Magnoliopsida; Solanales; Solanaceae
Product: pre-mRNA-splicing factor cwc22-like
Exons: 1
Coding region: 1-1542 (513 amino acids)
Biological process (GO): mRNA splicing, via spliceosome
Cellular component (GO): catalytic step 2 spliceosome
Molecular function (GO): protein binding; RNA binding
Source: RefSeq, a predicted model, not a curated record
AUGGAAGAAAGCGUUGAGUACCAAAAGAAGAGUUGGAUUGCUCUAAAAAAGAGCAUCAAUGGACUGCUCAAUAAAACGAAUAAAGCCAACAUAAAAUACAUCAUUCCCGAAUUAUUUGGGGAGAAUUUAAUCCGUGGUAGGGGCUUGUUUUGCAGAUCAAUUAUGAAAUCACAAUUGAAUUCUCCUAUUUUCACCGAUGUUUUUGCAGCAUUGGUUGCUGUUAUUAACACGAAAUUCCCACAAAUUGGUGAACUUUUGUGUAAGAGGAUCAUUCUGCAAUUGCAAAGAGCUUAUUAUAGCAACAAUAAUAAUAAACCUCAGAUGUUAGCAACUGUAAAGUUUAUUGCUCAUCUUGUUAAUCAGCAAGUUGUUCAUGUACUUAUAGCUUUGGAAUUAGUUACACUUUUACUCGAUAAACCUACCGAUGAUAGUGUUGAUGUUGCUGUUGAUUUCGUUAAGGAAUGUGGUUCGAUUCUUCAGGAUCUGUGUCCCUUAGGGUUGCACGGUGUUUUUGAGCGAUUUCGAGGAAUACUUCAUGAAGGGGAAGUAGAUAAAAGGGUUCAGUUCUUAAUUGAAGACCUUUUUGCAUUGCGAAAACACAAGUUUCAGCUAGCUGUUCCUCCGGAACUUGACCUUGUUGAGGAGGAAGAUCAAUUAACACAUGAAAUCUCUCUUGGAGACGAGGUAGACCCGCAAAUUGAAUUAGAUGUUUUCAAGCCAGAUCUUAAUUUUGUCCAAAAUGAAAAUAAGUAUGAAGAAUUACAAAAGAGGAUUCUAGGAGGUGGUGAUCAGGAUGAAGAAUCUGAGGAUGAUGAUGAAUCAGAUGACGAGGACGAGCAAAUUGAAGAUGAGACAGAGACAAACUUGAUCAAUCUUCGAAGGACGAUUUACUUAACUAUUAUGUCAAGUGCUGAUUUUGAAGAAGCAGGGCAUAAGCUGUUGAAAAUCAGACUAGAGCCAGGUCAGGAGACGGAGUUAUGCAUAAUGUUAUUAGAAUGUUGUAAUCAGGAGAAGACUUUUCUCAAUUACUAUGCACUUUUGGGGCAGCGGUUAUGUAUGAUCAACAAAGUUCACCAGAAGAAUUUCGAGAACUCAUUCGUGCAACAAUACUCAAUGAUCCAUCGACUUGAAACUAAUAAACUGCGUAAUGUAGCAAAGUUUUUUGCUCAUUUACUUGGUACUGAUGCAUUGCCUUGGCAUGUUUUGGCUUAUUUAAGAUUGACAGAAGAGGACACAACAUCUUCUUCACGUAUAUUCAUCAAAAUCUUAUUCCAGGAGUUGUCAGGGCAACUUGGCAUCAAUACAUUGAAUGAUCGUCUUAGUGACCCAUCUAUGCAAGAGUCGUUUGAGUCGAUAUUUCCAAAGGAUAGUCCCAAAAAUACGAGGUUUGCUAUCAACUUCUUCAUAUCCAUUGGUCUAGGUGGGAUAACUGAAAAUCUGCGAAACUAUCUGAAGAACAUGCCAAGGCAGCAAGACAAGCGUGUUUUCAGAUCAAGUGAAUCAGAUGAUGUUCAUCAAAGUAAGAGGAGGAGGAGAAGUUAG